Messenger RNA from Cricetulus griseus (Chinese hamster), 1816 nucleotides. The record is from RefSeq and is a predicted model, not a curated record. NCBI's taxonomy places the organism in Eukaryota, Metazoa, Chordata, Mammalia, Rodentia, Cricetidae.
GCAGAUGAGCUAAAGCAAAAUGCCAGACCGCUAGCUGUACUCACUGGCGCGGCCUGCGACCCUGUGACCACGGGUGUGGCCUACGCCUUCUGGACCUACGUCUCCACCUUGAGUCCCACAGCAGGGCCACGCCUGCCAGGAUCCAGGAGGGCCCGCGACUCCUGCGCGACUCCGGCGCGCGGGCGCGCGGAGGGGAGAGAAGGUAACAGCGGCGUGGGAAUGGAGAAGGCGAAGGUGAAGAAGGAGAAGGAAAAGUUUUCUUCUUCUUCAAGCAGUAGGGAAACAGUAAAGUCAGAGAAGGAGAAGAGAAAAGACGUGGAAAUUAAAAUCAAGGGGAAAGAGAAAGGGAAGGAAGACGAGAAGACUGUAGAGGUGAAAAACAAGAAGAAAGAGUCAGUGAAGGAAGAGGAGAAAAGGAAGGAUGUCGAGCAGAAAGGCGACAACGAGAAAGAGUCAGGGAAGGAAGAGGAGAAAAGGAAGGAUGUCGAGCAGAAAAGCGACAACGGGAAAGAGUCAGGGACAGAAGAGGAGAAAAGGAAGGAUGUAGGGCAGAAAAACGACAACGGGAAAGGGAAGGAAGAGGAGAAAAGGAAGAGUCUGGACCUGAAACUCAAAGUGAAAGGGAAGGAAGAGGAGAAAAGGAAGAGUGUGGACCUGAAACUCAAAGAGAAAAUGAAAGUGAAAGGGAAGGAAGAGGAGAAAAGGAAGAGUUUGGAGCUGAAAAACAAAGUGAAAGGGAAAGGGAAGGAAGAGGAGAAAAGGAAGAGUUUGGACUUGAAACCCCAGGGAAAUGGGAAAGCGAAGGAAGAAAAAAAGAAAAAUGUGGACAUGAAAAACAAGGAGAAUGGGAAAGGGAAGGAAGUCAGUGAGGAGGAACAGGUCAAACAGAGCAGUAGCACCUCGAUCCUGUCCCCGCCACUGCUGCCGCCGCCGGAGAAAGGCAAGCAGAUCCUAGUACUGGGCUUGGAUGGAGCAGGAAAGACCAGUGUCCUCCACUCAAUGGCUUCCAACAGAGUGCAGCACAGCUUGGAACCUACCCAAGGUUUUCACGAAGUUUGCAUCUACACUGAAAACAGGCAGAUAGAGUUCCUGGAGAUUGGUGGCAGUGAGCCAUUCCGCUCCUACUGGGAUACGUACCUGCCCAAGGGAUGGCUACUGAUCUUUGUGGUGGAUUCGGCUGACCACAAACGGUUACCUGAAGCCAAGAAAUGCCUUCAUCAGCUAAUUGAACCAAACCCAGAGCUCCCUCUGGUCGUGUUUGCCAACAAACAGGACCUUGAAGAUGCCUAUCACAUUACAGAUAUCCAUGAAGCUUUGGCACUAUCUGAAGUGGGGAAUGACAGGAAGUUGUUCUUGUUUGGAACUCAGGUGACUGAGAAUGGCUCAGAGAUCCCCUCCACCAUGCAAGAUGCCAGAGACUUGAUUGCACAUCUGGCCUCAAAUAUGGAGAAGUGACUAGGGCCCGGCCCACUCAAGUCACCAUCAAACCAUCAUCAAAGAGGGCUGAAUGGCAGGUGUAAGCCAAAGGUUUCCACUUCCAAUAAAAAAUAAACCAUUUCCUAUUCUCUCAAUGCAAAGUGUAUAUACGAAGACAAUGCUAACUCGUUAAGAUCACUUUUUCAUUUUUUUUUUAGAUUUUUUUUAACUUUAAAAUCAUUUUGUUCAAGAGAAAUUUGGAUUUUUGUUUGUUUGGGAUGCCGAGAGUUGAACCCUGGACCUCACAUAUAUUAAGCAUGUCAUCUACUGUGGUGCUGUACCCACACACUCCGGAUGAGGGUUUUAACUCAAAAGUAAAGUUUGUAUAAGCAAGCCUUCA